AUGAUUAUAUCUGUUCAUCACUAUAUUCAGAAAAAUAUACUUAGUGUUAACUGGCAAUCACAUCAGGCCACUAACCUUCACAAAGAAGUUUCUUUGACAACUGAAGUUGGUAAGGCAACUGUUGCCCAUAUUCUUGCUGAAUAUAAUAAAACUGGAAAGGUUAAAGCAUCAAUACAAGGUCACUGGAUUUCCAAAGACUUUCAAGAAGAAUACUUAAGUACUAUUCGUAACCUUAUUUUUUCUGCGAACAAAGAUGGUAUUCCAACCACCCUUCGAACACUGGUCCUAAAAUUAUCUGAUUUAGGCUUUUCUAUUUCAAAAGCCCAUCUUGCAU
This is a messenger RNA of Acaulospora morrowiae, 334 nucleotides long. The record is from the annotation of a GenBank genome assembly. Lineage: Eukaryota; Fungi; Glomeromycota; Glomeromycetes; Diversisporales; Acaulosporaceae.